AUGGAUGCGUUUGCCGAGGAGCUCCACGCCAGGGUGCGUAGGGAGCUGUGGGGCUACAGCGUGGAGGAGAACCUCCCGACAGAGGACAUGCACAGGAUCCGUUACGAGGGCAUCAGGCCGGCCGCAGGAUACCCCUCCCAGCCCGACCACACUGAGAAGACCGCCAUGUGGACGCUGGGCGAGGUAGAGGAGAAGACUGGUAUCAAGUUGACUGAGUCUCUGGCCAUGACCCCAGCAGCUGCUGUCUCUGGGCUGUACUUCUCUCACCCUAAAGCGACCUACUUCGCAGUGGGAAAGAUCACCAGAGAACAGGUGGAGGACUAUGCUGGGAGGAAAGAGAUGCCAGUGUCUGAGGUGGAACGCUGGCUGGGGCCAAUCCUGGGCUACGACACUGAUUAACAGUGAUACUUCAACCAAUCCUGGGCUACGACACUGAUUAACAGUGAUACUUCAACCAAUCCUGGGCUACGACACUGAUUAACAGUGAUACUUCAACCAAUCCUGAGCUACGACACUGACUGACAGUGAUACUUCAACCAAUCCUGAGCAACGACACUGAAUGACAGUGAUACUUCAACCAAUCCUGAGCUACGACACUGACUGACAGUGAUACUUCAACCAAUCCUGAGCAACGACACUGACUGACAGUGAUACUUCAACCAAUCCUGAGCUACGACACUGACUGACAGUGAUACUUCAACCAAUCCUGAGCAACGACACUAAUGCAUCCACAACCACUACCUAGAAAGAGGCGCUGCUCAAUGGUCAGGUCUAGAUGGGAUACAGCUUUUGUCAAAUUGACGUCAAAAGUUGACAAAUUCUAACCCUUUUCCCAACCUUAACCCAAUUCUCCCUAACCUGCUAUGUUAAUUCUCCCUAACCUGCUACGUUAAUUCUCCCUAACCUGCUACGUUAAUUCUCCCUAACCUGCUACGUUAAUUCUCCCUAACCUGCUACGUAAGUUCUCCCUAACCUGCUACGUUAAUUCACCUAACCUGCUACGUUAAUUCUCCUAACCUGCUACGUUAGUUCUCCCAACCUUAACCCAAUUCUCCCUAACCUGCUACGUUAAUUCUCCCUAACCUGCUACGUUAAUUUUCCUAACCUGCUACUUUAAUUCUCCUUAACCUGCUACGUUAAUUCUCCCUAACCUGCUACGUUAAUUCUCCCUAACCUGCUACGUUAAUUCUCCCUAACCUGCUACGUUAGUUCUCCCUAACCUGCUACGUUAAUUCUCCCAACCUGCUACUUUAAUUCUCCUUAACCUGCUACGUUAAUUCUCCUUAACCUGCUACGUUAAUUCUCCCAAACCUGCUACGUUAAUUCUCCCAAACCUGCUACGUUAAUUCUCCCUAACCUGCUACGUUAAUU
Molecule: messenger RNA, 1371 nt
Organism: Oncorhynchus gorbuscha (pink salmon)
Lineage: Eukaryota; Metazoa; Chordata; Actinopteri; Salmoniformes; Salmonidae
Product: methionine synthase-like
Exons: 4
Coding region: 1-399 (132 amino acids)
Molecular function (GO): methionine synthase activity
Source: RefSeq, a predicted model, not a curated record